AUGCCUCAAGCCUGUACUUACUGUCAGAGGCGCCCACGAGCAGUUCCGGGCGACCCCUUUUCCCCAGGCCAGCUGUUGCGCGAGCCCGACUCCUGGAUACCUCCCGAGCCGGUCUCCAGCGACUACAAGACCCGAAAUGCGCUGCUCCACUCUUCCGACGACAAGAUGUGCGCUCUUCCCAAACCCUCGAGCGGCGCGUUUCUGACCACGGCCUGCAUGGCGAGGACGGGAACAAGGGCCGCGGCGUCGACGCAGGGUGCCGUCUGCCCCGGCAUGAUGUUGGCGUGGCAGUUGACGCAUCAUGUCAUCGCUGCCGGGGCGCGGGCGAGCAACACCUGCUGCACGCGGCGCAGUACAUGUACGCCAGGGAAACCUGGCCGAUAUGAUUCCCUCGUACCUCGGCGACAGCGUGAAAAAUGGCGCGCACCGUUCCGGUCGAGAUGCACUACGGGGGUCCAUCGUCGCGGUCGGGUUGAGGAAUCGUUGGGGGGGGGGGGGGGGGGGGGGGCGACUUGUGGGAGUAGUGGUACGGGGAAAGAGAAUCUGGUGGCGCAGCGACAUGAGGAGGACGCGGGAUGUUCUGUCAGAAAUGUGGAUCCUCAGGCAGGUCGCCAAGAGUUCAUCACAAACGAGUGGUACGAGCGCAAGAAGCACGCCUUUUUUGCACCGUUGAGUCGGCCGAGAGCCGGGCCAACAUGUCGCAUGUUAGGGGUACCUGCUGACGGAGAGAAUGGCGGCGGAUUUGCGAUGUGUUGA
Molecule: messenger RNA, 756 nt
Organism: Pyricularia oryzae 70-15
Lineage: Eukaryota; Fungi; Ascomycota; Sordariomycetes; Magnaporthales; Pyriculariaceae
Exons: 1
Coding region: 1-756 (251 amino acids)
Source: RefSeq, a predicted model, not a curated record